AAAGAAAAGCGGAACUGCAAAAGGAAAAUACAUAUCCCUGUUAAGAUGCCAAAAGUCCACAAAAGCCAUCAAGAGAUAUAAAAAAAACACUAAUAUUCCUCCGCAGAUUAAAAGUUGAUUCUCUGUUAUCUUGUUCUUCUCUGUUUCCUUUUAAUUCUAGUGGGAAACAAAAUAACUCCAAUAAUGCAGUUCAUUUGAAAAUGCAGACAAUCAAGAAACUCUGCAUCCUACAUCCUUUCCUUCUGCUACUCAAUUUCUGGUUAGCAACUUCAAUUCCUCAAGAUGCUUCAACAAGCAUUUGUGACAAAUUCAAGAUUCAAACACCCUUUUCAAAUCCAAAUUCAACUGCAUUAUCCCGUUUAAAUCGAACAGUCAUCUGCAAAUCUCAGAAACUAUACCAUAGUAAUAGAACCUCUAACAGCCUCUUCCCAGUCUCCUACACUAACUACAAAUGUAAAAGUCUGAUCAUCUCCAACCCUUCUUCUUCUUCUUCUUCACUCCACCAUGUCUUCUCCUUAAACCCCUCCAACUCACUUUUACUCUUCAACUGCUCAAACAAAACACCCUCAUCAUCACCACUGUUUCAAAACUUCACCUGCUUAACUGCAUGUGGACUUGCAUCCUCUUCUUGCUUACUAGUUGAUGAUGUCACAAAGCUUGACAUGGGAUUUCAUCCAAGAGAUUUGAAUUGCUCAUGUUACAGCAGGGUGCAUAGAAGAUCUUUAGAUGGGAGCUAUGAAGCACAUAAGUUGAGAACAAGAGUUUCUUUUGACAUCCCUGACCACAUUCCCAAUAUCUGCGACGAGUGUCAAAAGCCUAAUGGCAAUUGUGCUGCUGGGUUGAAGUGCAUAUGCCACCCUAAAGAGUGCAAAAACAAAGUCAUAUCAAAGGCUGGAUCCAUCAAUGCUUUGGGUAACAUCCUGGUCUCUUUGCUUUCUCUUGUAGCACUAAUGGUUUUGGCAGACAAUCCCUGAUGCAAGGAAAUUAUUAAGACAUAAUAUAUUGGUCUUGUUUUUCUUUUAUUUGUAGAUGUUCAAAGGAUCUUAUUACUUUUAGAUUUUUCUUGUGACAGCAUUAUGUAUUAAAGAGAAACAUGAUAUCAAUUAUAAUUCAACAGAAAUUGAGAAUAAAAUGAAUCUUAAAGAAAAUUACAGCC
This is a messenger RNA of Prunus persica (peach), 1156 nucleotides long. RefSeq lists its product as uncharacterized. The transcript is spliced from 2 exons. NCBI's taxonomy places the organism in Eukaryota, Viridiplantae, Streptophyta, Magnoliopsida, Rosales, Rosaceae. The record is from RefSeq and is a predicted model, not a curated record. Bases 201 to 974 code for a protein of 257 amino acids.